Messenger RNA from Rotaria sp. Silwood2, 207 nucleotides. Lineage: Eukaryota; Metazoa; Rotifera; Eurotatoria; Philodinida; Philodinidae. The record is from the annotation of a GenBank genome assembly.
AUGAAUAUUGUUAGUAAUAUUGAAAACUUUUUUCAUCGAAUCACUGAUAAUUUUCAACAUCAUAAAAAGAUAAUGUCGGAAGUUAAUGGUAAAGAUGCAGUUGAUGGUUCUGAUAUUCGUGUUCUUGAUUCAAAAGAAAUGACUUUGGCGAGCAAUUUUCGUUCUAUAACUGACCCAUUUCGUCAUCAAGCUUAUCGUUUUGCAUAA